AGCGUCAGUCGGAGCUUCCCACUCAGAGUAAAGCCAGCUUCCCGAGCCUCCUGAACGACCCCGACCCCGACUCCUCCAACUCGGGCUUCGACAGCUCCGUGGCCAAUCAGAUCAUCGAGUCUCUGGUGACCGGGCCCCGCCCCCCCCUGGAGAGUCACUUCCGGCCAGAGUUCAUCCGGCCGCCCCCCCCUCUGCACGUGUGCGAGGACGAGCUGGCCUGGCUGAACCCCACGGAGCCCGACCACAGCGUCCAAUGGGAUCGCUCCAUGUGUGUGAAGAACAGCACCGGGCUGGAGAUCAAACGCAUCAUGGCCAAAGCCUUCAAGAGCCCGCUGUCCGCCCAGCAACAGGCCCAGGUACUAACACUGAUAUCAUUUAGAGGGGUCCCAAACACUCACAUAUCAUCUACGGGGUCCCAAACACUGAUAUCAUUUAGAGGGGUCCCAAACACUCACAUAUCAUCUACAGGGUCCCAAACACUCACAUAUCAUAUAUAGGGGUCCCAAACACUCACAUAUCAUCUAUAGGGGUCCCAAACACUCACAUAUCAUCUACGGGGUCCCAAACACUCACAUAUCAUCUACGGGGUCCCAAACACUCACAUAUCAUCUAUAGGGGUCCCAAACACUCACAUAUCAUAUAUAGGGGUCCCAAACACUCAUAUCAUCUACGGGGUCCCAAACACUCAUAUCAUCUACGGGGUCCCAAACACUCACAUAUCAUCUACGGGGUCCCAAACACUCAUAUCAUAUAUAGGGGUCCCAAACACUCACAUAUCAUCUACGGGGUCCCAAACACUCAUAUCAUAUAUAGGGGUCCCAAACACUCACAUAU
Molecule: messenger RNA, 834 nt
Organism: Notothenia coriiceps (black rockcod)
Lineage: Eukaryota; Metazoa; Chordata; Actinopteri; Perciformes; Nototheniidae
Product: CCR4-NOT transcription complex subunit 11-like
Exons: 2
Cellular component (GO): CCR4-NOT complex
Source: RefSeq, a predicted model, not a curated record